AAAAAUUUCACAGACUUGACUCUGUAUGAAAAGAUUCCCUGUGGGUAGAAUUGCCUUUUAUUGUGGCUAUUUAUCACUGCUGAGAUAGCCAACAGUAUGGCCAAGUGGUCUUAAAAUAGGAUGGAGGAUUUGCCGCAGUAAGGUGCAAGAAAUAUAUUUUUCUGGAUCAAUGCUGCUGUAUUGUGUUCUAUAACUAUGCAAUCCAAAAUUUCCAGAUCCAGAGUUUUCAUAUUAGCAAAUAAAAAUACAACGUGACAAGCCAGUAUAGAACCUUGAAAAUGCACUCGCAUUGGUAAUGUAACAUGGGCACAAGCCUGCAGACAUCUGGAAACCACGGUUUUACAAGACUUCACCACAAUGUCAUCUAUAUGAAACUCAACAUAGAUUAGAUGAUAGCAAUACGAACUGCAUUUUCAGUGCAAGGUCUACAAUGACAAGUACACAACCUGGCUCCAAAUUCCUAACUUCUAUUGUGCUGCACAAAUCCUUCCAUGCGGACAUGGCUACAGAGAGAGACACCCUCCUGGAGAAAGCAUACCCAGAAGUGCAGGCCUUCUGUCAGAAGCACGGCCUAAUGUUUGAGGGACUUCUGGGGGACCACUACGGGCACCAGACUGUGUCUCGGCUCAUUGUGGAGAAGGAAUUUGAAGCCCUAACUCUGCAGCUGUCAGGGGACUCUGCCCAGCUCAUGACACAGUGGUACCAGCGGGACGAGAACGCGCUGCCCACCUGCUAUGUGCUGCAGCCGGCUGACAGGCAGGCCUGGCAUUGCCUGGAGAGACGCCUGGCCUCAGCGCUGCGCGUGGCAGCCCAGAAAGCAGAGAGGUGUGGGCUGCUUGGCCCAGAGCAGAGGCACUGCUACCACAAAUCAGCAAUUGAAUGGGAGAUUGAACAGGGUCUCCUCAAUAGCCAGGAGAGCAACCCAGGGGCUUUCAUAUUCCUCAGAGAGGGUGAGGAUUCCAACAGACAAAUUGGGCAAGCAACAAACAGUGAGCUGUUAGAAGAAGAGGACAAUCUGGACAGCGAAGCUAAACAGCUGCUCAGCAACCUUAAAGCAAAAAUUGCAAGCCAUUAUCCCGAACACCUCAAAGUACACACACUGGCAUACAGUAAAGACUCUGGGAACCCUCGGUGCAAGGAGAGAAAUAAAUACCUGAAACAACUUUGUGAGCAGUUCACUGCUGUCACUAAUCACCAGGUUUUAGAGAAUCUUCGAUACUGAGGAGAGAUCAGCAAGGAGCCAGGGCGACUUCUGCAGGAGCUGGGCCACCACACAGCUCUGUGCCUGAAGAACUGCAGAUUUUUCUGUGGGAGGCAGAAUUUAUCAGAUAGCAUUUUUCACCGUAUUAGGCAGAACAAUGAUAAAACCCACACAACCCUCAUCCUUUGUGGGCUGCCAGGCUGUGGAAAAACAGCUGUGAUGUGCAAACUAUCUGAGCGGGUGCAAGCUGUUUUAGGGCAAGACAGUGUAGUUGUGAUUCGUUUGCUGGGGACAUCCCAGCUCAGUUCUGCCAUUUACAGCCUGCUGAGGGACUUUUGUCUCCAAGUGUGUUUAGCAUUUGAUUUGCCACCACCUCCAAGCCAGACCAAACAGGCUUGCAGUGAUUUAGUCUUGUUCCUCAGUAAACUCCUCCUCACUGUCUCCCAUUGUGGAACACAGACACUGAUGGUGUUCCUUGACUCUGUGGAAAGAUUACUUCCUAAUGAUGGUGCUCACACAUUCUACUGGCUCCCUACAGACUGCCCUCCAAAGGUUCACAUCAUCAUUUCCAUUUCCACAGCAGAGCCUGAUACUCUGAAAGCUCUCCAACACACUGUGCCUGAGGCUGAAGCAUAAUCUGAAGUAGGACCCUUAUCCUGUGAGGAAGGUGAGGAGAUGCUAGAGAAGCUCUUAGCAUCAGACACACGAUGGCUAAGCCCAGGUCAAUGGGCCUGUUUCCAUCAGAGCUUCCCUAGUGGUGGGCAAGCCCUGCUCUUCAAGCUGGCCUUCCAUGAGGCCAGAAAAUGGAUAUCUUACACUUCACCUUCAGAACUAGUGAUUGCUAGCACAGCCCAGGAUGCCAUGUACCGUCUGUCCAAGAGACUGGAAAAGUCACACGGCACAGUCCUUGUGGCUCACGUGCUUGGCUAUAUUGCUUCCUCACGAAAUGGGCUGUCAGACACGGAGCUGAAGGACAUUUUAUCCCUUGACAAUGAAUUUCUCUCAGAGAUUCACCACUGCCACGUUCCUUCAAGUAAAACUAUCCUGCGCCUUCCUCCUCUCUGCCGGGCACGGCUACGCAGUGACAUGGGAGAGUGCCUGGCAGAAUGGAAGGCAGAUGGCUUCACCCUUCUUUGCUUUGCACACAGGCAAGUUGUUGAAAUGAUGCAGAUUCGUUAUUUAUCAAAACAAGACCAAAUCAAGAGGCAUUUUCUCCUGGCAGAUUUCUUCAAGGGAACUUGGAGCUGGGGAAUGAAGAAACCUCUUACAUUGCCACACCUUAGCAGGACUUUGAAUGCUGACAGGAAGGUAGCCCCUCAGCCACUCUGGUUCUCUGAUACUGUUGCAAAUCUGAGGAAGUUGAGUGAAUUGCCAUUUCAUUUACUUAAAGCUGGACGAAUUCAGGAGCUAAACCAGGAUGUGCUGGGGAAUAUGAACUGGAUCAGCUGUAAAAUAAUUGCCUCUGGAAUAGAGAGUGUUGUUGAUGACUUUGCCAUGUGCACUGAAUGCAUCAGCUGUCCAGAACUGCACCUUGUGCAGGACAUACUUCUCCUUUUGAAGCCUGCAGUCAGCAGUAUACACAGCCCUGAAGUGAGUAUAAUAUACACAGAAAUGUUGGCCGCGCUUCUUUUUUUCGUGCCUUCUUACCCGGAGGUAAUCAGGAAGCUGUGCCAGCAGUGUCUAAGCUGGUGCAGUGUCUGUCCCUAUCCUGUUCUCAUUCCACGGUGUGGAUUUCUCCAGCCACCUGGUGGGGCCCUACACAGAACACUCACCGGAUUCCUCAAAGGUGUCACAGUGAUAGCACUUCGUUCUGAUUACCGGCUGCUGGUGGCAGGUUCCCACGAUGGCUCAACGCUUGUCUGGAAUAUGGAAGUUUUUGAGAUGCUGCACGUCCUUCCUGGGCACUCUGCUGAGGCGAGGUGUGUGAAAGUGUUUGGAAAAGGAACCUGUGCUGUUUCAGCUGCCACGGAUCACAGUCUGCGCAUCUGGAAUUUGAUUUCUGGCAGAGCAAAGUUUAUCAUCCGGGAUACACAUAUCGAAGAACAGCCCUCACAUCACCUUCAUGUGGAUGAGGGGCAUAUGAUUGUAUAUUCUUCCUCAGAAAGACUGGUCAAUGCUUGGCACCUGGAGACAGCAGAACUCAUCUUCCAGAUUUCUGGAGAGGCAUCAGAUGCAUGGAUGUGUUCUGCAGUGUUCAGCCCAAGGCUGGUGAUUAUGACUGUGUCUGAAGGAGGAAUGCUAAAUCUGUGGAACAGCAACACUGGCGAGCUGAUCAAAUGUCACCUAUCAGGGCUACAGGAAGAAACACCAACAUGCAGUGUUCUGAUCCAGAAGCAAGGGAAGAUGAUAGUGGGAUUUAGCGGGGGAUCUCUAUCCAUGAUCUCUUCUGAUGGAAACAGUCUGCUAAAGAAGCUUCCUGGAAGGGUUCACUUUGCGAUGGUGUCAGAAGAUGAGUCUAUUCUUGCUGCAGGCUUUGAGGAGUAUGUGCGAGGGUACAUGGCAAACCCAAAGGGAUUCCACAGGUUCCUACCGGCAGAUUUGAAACAUGAAGGAGUGGUUCAUACAGCUGUUAUCUCUGCUGGCAACAGCAUUAUUGUUACUGGUUCUCAGGCUGCAUCUAUCCAAGUAGGGAGGGAGGAAGGCUGGGCAUCUUCCCAAUCAGAAAAAACCUUGGCACCUGUCCCAAAUACAGGCUGCGCUGCAUUGUCCCAUGGGGGGAACUAUGUCUAUUUUACCCAGCCUGAAGACACACAGAAAGUCAUCAUCUGGAACGCCACAGAAGGUGAAGUGCAUGACACACUGGACACCUCUGCCCAAGUGAGAUGCCUGGAAAUAGCUGAACAAAACCAGCUCAUUUUCACAGGGCUUGUAUCUGGAACAGUCCUUGUCUUUUCACUGAACUCCAGGCAGGAUGUAGCAUGCAUCCCACCUCCAGAGUCACAGAAACCAGUCAACGACAUGGCAAUCAACAAACAGGAAAAGCAGCUUGCCAUAGCAUAUGAUGAUUUAGUCCUUGUGCUGGAUAUUAUGCCUGCAGAUCCAUGCCCAGUGAUCGACAGGCCCACCUACACCUUUAAAACUCAGAUCCCUGGCUCUCUGAUUUCCAGCGUGGCUGUCCUUGCAGAUUACAGAGUCCUCUAUGGCAUGACUAGCGGGGACUUAUUCCUUUACGACUGCCCUCGGGCCCAAGUGUUUCCUUUGGAAGGUCACAGAAGCCAGAUCUCUUGUUUGGAAAGCAGCCACGGAGAGCAGCAAGCACUCAGUGGAUCUGAAGAUUCCCUGCAGCGUCUCUGGGACUUGGAGUUCUGUCAGCAGGAACACGAGAUGUGCUAUUACAAGCCCACAUCGCUCCUGAAAGGCAUUUGCUGUGCUUGCUUCUCAAAAGAUAAGUACUUGUACACUGGGUCGCUGGAUCAGUCCAUUACAGUCUGGGAUGUUGCAAGUGGUGCCUUGCUGGCUGUACAGUGUGUAUACACAACUGCUAACAGAAUUGUACCAACUGCAGAUGGAUUUGUUGCAAUAACAGAAGUUGGUUAUAUAAUUCACAAGAAGUUUCACUGUCCUAAGACCACCCCUCCUCGGUAUAACCCACUCCAGAACAUUGUGGCAACGGGUAUGGUAAAAUCCAGAAAGACAGAGAGGGAAAACUCAAACAAGCAACAGUACAACCAAGGAAAUUCUUCUGGGAGCCUGAUUCAUACCAGCAAACUCUCUCAAAUCUGUUCAGUGACGUAAAAAGCAAAGAUGAAUAGGAUAAACCAGCAUAAACACCCAGGAUUGAGCUUGCAGGUUUCUCUUUCUAUCCUUUUGCCUCAGUGUCUCAGAAUUACAAUAUUAAACAUUGC
Messenger RNA from Aquila chrysaetos chrysaetos, 5046 nucleotides. RefSeq names its product NACHT and WD repeat domain containing 1 (gene NWD1). Gene Ontology annotation, molecular function: protein binding. The record is from RefSeq and is a predicted model, not a curated record. NCBI's taxonomy places the organism in Eukaryota, Metazoa, Chordata, Aves, Accipitriformes, Accipitridae.